UUAACCUCCCUGGAGGUAUUCCCGAGUGUAGCUCGGGGUAAAGUUUCAGCACCACAAACGGUAACCCCGAGCUACACUCGGGAAUACCCUGCAGAGUUGCUCCAGGAUCUCUUCUGCACUUACCUUGUCCUUCUCUCCCGUGAUGUCCCCCAUGCAUCGUCCCCGGCCAUCUCCUUCGGCCGAUGCCCGCACCUGUCUUCCGGGUUCCGUUCACUGCGAUGUCGGGACGUACGGGGGACGUAACUGGCUGGAAAUUUAAAAUUUUUAAAAAGUGACAU
Molecule: messenger RNA, 278 nt
Organism: Staurois parvus
Lineage: Eukaryota; Metazoa; Chordata; Amphibia; Anura; Ranidae
Source: the annotation of a GenBank genome assembly